Messenger RNA from Colletotrichum phormii, 1365 nucleotides. RefSeq lists its product as uncharacterized. The coding region runs from base 206 to 1270 and encodes 354 amino acids. The transcript has a single exon. The record is from RefSeq and is a predicted model, not a curated record. NCBI's taxonomy places the organism in Eukaryota, Fungi, Ascomycota, Sordariomycetes, Glomerellales, Glomerellaceae.
CUUAUUUCACUUCUCAUAAGGACUCAAAAGUCAGGUCCUCAGUCAUCUUUAGAGAGUCUGAGUGCUGGUGUCCUAGCUGAAACGCAGGUCACCGAGCGACUAGUUACUACAACCUCAUCUCAUCCACCUGGAAGCAACCUCAACUCUUCAAUUUUUUUUACUCAUCCUUCACCCGCGCUUCCUCACUUUCACCGCGCAGCCCAAAAUGGCUGAUCUCAUUGUAACCCAAUACGGCUCGGAAAAGGACGUCAAGUUCGCCUCCGCAACGCCCGCCCAGCGCGAGGCCGCAUGGCGCCUCAACGGCGUCUCAUGGGCCCCUCCAAUGUCCCUUGAGAACUACAUGGCCCGCGAGGUCGCGCUCUCCAAGACGGCGCUUUCAUCUCAGUGCAACUACUACGUCCUAUUCAACCCGGCCGACCCAGAGCACAUCAUCUCAUCCUGCGAAGCAACCGCAAAGACCCUCCUCAUCCGCGAUGCCUCUUCUUCAACGCUCCGCGAGGAAAAGGCCUACGCCAUCGCCUCCGUUUACACCAACCCGACCUACCGCAGCCACGGCAUGGCAACGCUACUACUGAACCGCCUAAAGGAAGCCAUGGACGCCGACUCCAAGGCAAGCGCGCUCUACAGCGACAUCGGUCUCACCUACUACGCCCGCCUCGGCUGGGCCGUCUACCCGUCCCUGCAAGUCUCCCUCAUCCCCGAUGACCCUUCCGUCCUGCGCAAGCCCGACGGUGUACGAUACCUCGAGGAAAGCGAGGUCCCCGCCUACUGCGAAAAGGACGUCGAAAUCUUAAAGAAGAAGCUCGCGAACCUGCCCGAGGACGGAAAGACGCACGUCGCCUUUGCGCCAUCGGCCGACCAGAUGCUCUGGCACUUCACGCGGGACAGCUUCAUGGCCAAGCAGCUUUCCGGCCGCGAUGUGACGCACCGUGGGGCGGCUACCGUCGACGGCAAGGCGUGGGUGUACUGGGACCACGACUUCCGCGAGAAGAAGCUCAAGGUCCUCCGCGUGGCUGGCGACCCUGAGGCGGAUGUCACUGCGCUGCUACAGGCCGCGGUGAUUGAGGCCGCCGAAUGGGGGCUCGCAAAGGUUCUGGUCUGGAACCCUGAUGAGGGCGUCUCGGCUUCGGCGAAGAGGGUGAGUGAUAGGACCGGGGGUGCCGUGCGGGUCGUCUUUGACGAGAGACUUGAUGGCAGCAUUCCCAGUCUGCGGUGGAAGGGUGAAGGUGAGGUCGUGUGGGAAGAUAAUGAGUAUUAUGCUUGGUGCUAGACGGCUACGGAAAAGCGUAUCAAUGAUGAUCUCAUUAAGUUACAGAUUCUCUCUAAAUACUCAUACAUCAACGCAGAAGCCCUUUUAUUCUUCCA